Messenger RNA from Plasmopara halstedii, 519 nucleotides. RefSeq lists its product as hypothetical. The record is from RefSeq and is a predicted model, not a curated record. Lineage: Eukaryota; Oomycota; Peronosporomycetes; Peronosporales; Peronosporaceae. The coding region runs from base 1 to 519 and encodes 172 amino acids. The transcript is spliced from 3 exons.
AUGAAAGGCAUCUUUGGAGAUGGUGUCUCGUUCGAUGCGGUGAGUGCAACGGUUGGACGUUCGUUAGCAUUGCUAACGCCAGAAGACUUGAUCACAAACGUUUGUGAAGUACUGGAAUUAUGUAGUCAUCCAGUGCUGCUUAAGCUACGAAAUGCACAUCGUCGUCGCUUAAAACUUGGAUAUUCAAGUGUUGACAAUGGUUUUAACACGGCUGAAGCUUCACCUGAACAUCCCAUGAUAACGAAACCAUUUAAUGCAUCACCACCAAUGACUGUCACUGAUCUUGAUUCGGGAAAGGUCUUUCAAAUUUCAAUCUCGGGAAAUAUGUUACUGCCGACUGAUGACCUGACCAAAAAAAUGCGUCCACCCACACCUGCGGAAGUGUGUGAUUGUGCUAUUGAGGCUGGCGAGAAGAAAGGCUCGCUAGUAUAUCUCAAUACCGAUGUUAAGACCGAGCGGAUACUCAGGCAUCGACGACUGGAUCAUGCAUCGCAUGACACAGUGAACAAGAUGAUCUGA